This is a messenger RNA of Carassius gibelio (silver crucian carp), 1313 nucleotides long. RefSeq lists its product as uncharacterized. The record is from RefSeq and is a predicted model, not a curated record. Bases 157 to 990 code for a protein of 277 amino acids. The transcript is spliced from 3 exons. NCBI's taxonomy places the organism in Eukaryota, Metazoa, Chordata, Actinopteri, Cypriniformes, Cyprinidae.
AACCUCGCCCACACACGAGGCGGAGGGACACGUCCACUUUCACAGAGAGGUUUCGUCGUCGAAAUGCUCUCGUGGGAGUUUUUCCAAAUAAGUUUUGUGUGUCGACAACUUUGUCUACUCCUACAUAAAUAAACGAGCUGUCCGGUGAAGACGGCAAUGGCUGCAGAAAGCGAGCGUGAUAAUUCAUUCCAACAAAUUCUGCAUCAGAUCGGUGGAAAAAGUAGCAUUCAUUUAAUCAGCGCUGUGAGAGGACCCGAUGGAGACACUAACGUAUUACAAGACUUCAUCGCGGACAUGUUUAAUAACGGGGAGCGCGAGGAAACCAGCAACAGCAACGGCGAAAUCAAAAUCCAAACAAACGUGUGCAGCCAUAACCAAUCGCACACCGAACAGAAUUCAUCCGAUCUCUGCAAGAGCGAGAAACCAGAUCCACUCGAGAACAGAACCGUGAGCUCGAGCCGAUUCAGCGGCGGAAAACACAGAGCCAUUCAGUGCGCCGUGAUCAUAUUCAUCUUCAAACACGAUUAUGUGUGUCAUAAAGAGAAUCGCGUGUCUUUGAGGGAGAUUCUGAAGGACGUGAGAGCUCGGAUCAAGAGGAACGCGCUCCGUCCUGCUCUGCUGGGACUCGUUCACACUGACUCUGAUCAAUCACUGAGUCGCGAUUCAGUGGAGUUCCUGGAUCGAUCCCUGCGAGCGGUGUUCAUUAACCACCCCCCGCAGGCCAUAUGGACCGGACGUUACGUCACAAAGUCCCCGGAUGUGCUACAGGAGAUCAAGUUGAACACCUGCAGGGCUGUGAAGAGCUCGAUUUCCACAGAUAGCACCAUUGGCGGUAAAAGCAGUUUGUUUUGGCCACUGAAAUGUUUCCCGGGACUCUUCAGAAAGACACACAGAGGACAAGCUGACCUAAACACCAAUAGUUGGCAGCAAGCCAAUACGAAUGUGACUGAGGAAGGAAUCCCACUGCAGACGCGGCCCACAGCAGACUGACGCCAUGCCGGCUUUGCCAAUAGACCAAUGAAGAUGAAGAACAAGCCUCAAUCUGUGUGCAUGUGUGCUACACAGGUCAUAUACUCUUGCACUAUGACUAACCAGUCAGGAAGAUUCGGAGAAGUGAGAAAUGAAGGCAACGAAAGGCUGCUAGAGCAUUAUACAUGAUGCCUUUUUUUUUGCUAUCUCAGAAGGAUAUAUCACUACUAUCACAGUAACAUACAGAGUUUAUUAGUAUUAAAUAAUCUAAUGUGACCAUUCCUGAACACUGUGACUGACUACUGUAUCAGCUGUUGUUUUUAAAUAAAAGAAACAUGUUGUUA